Messenger RNA from Egretta garzetta (little egret), 1381 nucleotides. RefSeq names its product leucine rich repeats and transmembrane domains 2 (gene LRTM2). Gene Ontology annotation, molecular function: protein binding. Gene Ontology annotation, biological process: positive regulation of synapse assembly; regulation of presynapse assembly; axonogenesis. The record is from RefSeq and is a predicted model, not a curated record. Gene Ontology annotation, cellular component: membrane. The coding region runs from base 266 to 1381 and encodes 371 amino acids. Lineage: Eukaryota; Metazoa; Chordata; Aves; Pelecaniformes; Ardeidae. The transcript is spliced from 5 exons.
CUGAGAGCAAGGACGCGAUCGUUCGGCAACGGGAUUUGGAGGGAGUUAAAUAGAGCACACGGAUAGCCUGCUGCCGGGGAGUGAAAGUCAAGGAGGGAGAGGGAAGGAAGAGACCGUAACUGGGCAGUGCCCGGGGAGUCGGGUGGAAGUGGCUGCAGUCAGAGCCCCUCCAGGACCUGGCAGGCAGGCUACAAGGUCAUUCCUCCUCCUUUUGGGGCCACGUGCCAGGCUGGCUGGUGGAUGUGAAGACACGCUGGAGAAGACAAUGAUGCUGCCUACAACUGCUGGCCACCAGUGGAGGAGCAGGUUCCUCAUGAGGUGGCAAGAAGCUUGUCUGCUUGGCUGUUGGCUUUCGCUAUGUGCUGCCGAGUCCUUCUUUGCUUGCCCUUCCUCCUGCAAGUGUAACAGUGGCAACCUGGAAGUGGACUGUAGCGGCUUGGGCCUCUCUUCCAUCCCCUCAGACAUCCCCACAAACACCAGGACCUUCCUCUUUCUCAACAACAAACUCAGCAUCCUGCCGGGAGCAGUGUUUUCCAACCUCUCUGCCCUACAGAGGCUGGAUCUAUCCAACAACUUCUUGGACCAGCUCCCUCAGAACAUCUUCAGCGACCUGGGGAACCUCACAGAGCUUCAGCUGAGGAACAACAGCAUUCGGGCCUUGGACAAGGACCUGCUACAACACACGGCCCUGCUGCGCCAGCUGGAUCUCUCCAUCAAUGGCCUGGCCCAGAUACCCUCGGGCAUCUUUGACGACCUGCCUGCUCUCCGCUCCCUCUCUCUCAGGUCCAAUCGCCUGCAGAGCCUGGACAGGGUGACCUUCGAACCGCUGACCAGCCUGCAGCAACUCCAAGUUGGGGAUAACCCCUGGGAAUGUGACUGCAACCUCCGAGACUUCAAGCACUGGAUGGAGUGGUUCUCCUACCGAGGUGGGAAAAUCGACCAGCUGGCAUGUACCCUGCCCAAGGAGCUGAAAGGGAAGGAUAUGCGAAUGGUGCCCAUGGAGAUGUUUAACUACUGCUCCCAGCUGGAUGAUGAGAACAGCUCUACCGUGCUGGACAAUACUGGCCCACCCUGCACCAAAGGAAGCCCAACUCCUUCCAAAUCUAAAUCGGGCCAAGAAACAGAAGUGGAGCCCAGUGUGGGAUGCCCUCAAAAACAGCGAUAUAGGCCUGUGAGCGUGCGCCGGGCUAUUGGCACUGUGAUCAUUGCAGGGGUGGUUUGCGGCAUUGUUUGCAUCAUGAUGGUGGUGGCAGCUGCUUAUGGUUGCAUCUAUGCCUCCCUUAUGGCCAAGUACCACCGGGAGCUGAAGAAGAGGCAGCCGCUCAUGGGUGACACAGAAGGCGAACACGAAGAGCAAAAACAAAUCUCUUCUGUGGCAUGA